Aspergillus heteromorphus CBS 117.55 is the source of this 2196-nucleotide messenger RNA. RefSeq names its product RING-type E3 ubiquitin transferase MAG2. The record is from RefSeq and is a predicted model, not a curated record. The coding region runs from base 1 to 2196 and encodes 731 amino acids. Gene Ontology annotation, biological process: positive regulation of transcription by RNA polymerase II. The transcript is spliced from 2 exons. Gene Ontology annotation, molecular function: metal ion binding; transcription cis-regulatory region binding. Lineage: Eukaryota; Fungi; Ascomycota; Eurotiomycetes; Eurotiales; Aspergillaceae.
AUGUCGUCCAAUCUUAGCCAGAUCCCCACCUCUUCCAAAGCGGUCAAUAUCCCGAGCCAGCCAGUCUCUGCGGCAUUCCACUCGCCUUCCUUCGAAAGCAACUAUCAACGACGCCCCGGAGGCUCGGGCAGUUUUGGGGCUGGGUCAACGUCGAGGAAUACCGGCGCACCAAGGAACAACCAGACUCGAAAGAGCCAACAUAAGCGACAGAAGCCCCCCCGAUUGCUGGAUGAUGAGGAGUAUAGUGAAUCGGCCAUCAUGAGAUCCACGAAUAGUCGCAAGGGCCAGACGUCCAUCACGCAUUUGAUGAACUUCUCUCUCCCCCCUCGCCCGCAGUAUCGCCCCCCACCCCGCAAUGCCCGCCGCUAUACGUCCUGGGGACCGGGUUCUGGCUACCAUGCCGUGGACAAAUCCCGUUAUGUGCAUGCCAACUAUCGAUUUAUCGUCACACCAGACCGCAACUAUUAUGCGCAAGCGGCGAAUGCCGAUGUUCACCUGGAUUGGGAUUCGGUUCUUCAAGUCCUCGUAUCGGCUCAAACCCAAUCGGCCAGUUGCCCCAUCUGUUUGUCCACUCCGGUGGCGCCUCGGAUGGCUCGGUGUGGUCAUAUCUUCUGCCUUCCGUGUCUGAUCCGCUACAUGCAUUCGACCGAUGACGAGGCCCCACUCCCGGAGAAAAAGGCGCGAUGGAAGAAGUGCCCCAUCUGUUGGGACUCCAUCUACAUCUCGGAGACGCGGCCGGUGCGAUGGUUUCGUGGCCAAGAGGGUGAUCUCCCCUUUGAAGGGGGUGAUGUAGUCCUGAGGCUAGUGAAAAGAGAACCGGGAAGCACUCUAGCGCUGCCGCGGGAUGGGGCCGGGGGCAUUGCGCUAGAGCAGGAUGUUCCCUGGUACCAUGCUGCGGAGGUAGCAGACUAUGCGCGCAUAAUGAAAGGAGGCGAAGAUUACAUGAAAGAUCAGUAUGACAAAGAGAUUGACGAGCUCCGCCGGCAGCAGGUAGAAGAUGAGUUGUUGUUCGGGGAUGAUACUACUUGGACUCGGAAGGCGAUUGGUGCCAUCAACGACGCCAAGUCCAAGCUGGAGGGAAUUGGUAACCCGCCAGAUAUUGUUCGACACCCUGUGGCGCCCAGGUCACCAAAGGAGCCUAUCGCACUACAGUCACCACCAGAUGAAGUGGCUGUGAUGUAUGAAUCGCAGCACGCAAGCAAUUCAGGCCACAGCGCUGGCCCAACUAUCAAAUCCAAUGACCUAGAUCAUGCCGUCGAUGCCUUGGGGCAUCUUGACCUGGGUCCAUCCUCCGGUUUGAAGGACAAACAGAGAGACCCUGGGAGCAGUCGAAGCAAUUUGUCCUCGAAUCGGACCAAGGAAGCAACAGGGCCCCACCCGCCAGACUAUCCAUACUACUUCUACCAAGCUCUACCGCAAUUCUAUCUUUCGCCCUUAGACAUCCGCAUCCUAAAGGCUGCAUUCGGCGACUAUUCCUCGUUCCCUGCCACCAUCCUUCCUCGGGUGGAGCGGAUCUCCACCGGCCACAUUGUUGACGACGAGCUGCGCAAACGAGUGAAAUAUCUCGGGCAUCUCCCCCAGGGCUGCGAGGUGAACUUCCUGGAAUGCGACUGGAGGGAGGUAGUUGUGCCGGAUAUUCUCCAUACUUUCAAGUCCGAAACUGACCGGAGAAGGAAGCGCAACCGAGAGAAAGAGGUGCGCGAGGAAAAGGAUCGUGUCCGGGCCGAGAAAGAGGAAGACGAAAAGCGCUGGGCCGCAGCCCGCCGGAAGAGAUCUAGUAUCGGGACGGAGGAUGCCCCGUUCUCCGUCCAGGAUUUCCAGCCGCUGGCUGCCCUUUCGGCGUCCGGGCCGUCCGACUUUGACAUGGGGCCUUCCUCCGCAUUUCCCCCCCAGCCCUCGUCCCAUUUCGGUGCUCUGGCGUCCCCUUCCACGAGUCCUCCCGGGUCCCGCACCGUGUGGGGAACCACCGCCGUAGCACCGCUGUCGCCGGGGUCCGGCCCGCAGCCAGGAGCUGGACCCCCGGACGGAUGGCUUCAGGGAUGGGAAGAGGAGCUAUGGGAUCAGCAGGAGAGGGAGCUGAUGGCUCAAACUGCCCCCGAGGCGGAUAACCCUCUGCCUUCGUCCGGCGGCAAAAAGAAAAAGAAUAAGAACAAAAAAAUCACGCUCAUGGCCACCAACAGCCAGAGAGGGGCUUGA